Phasianus colchicus (ring-necked pheasant) is the source of this 3285-nucleotide messenger RNA. It is a transcript of the gene BCL11A, whose product is annotated as BCL11 transcription factor A. Gene Ontology annotation, cellular component: nucleus. Lineage: Eukaryota; Metazoa; Chordata; Aves; Galliformes; Phasianidae. The record is from RefSeq and is a predicted model, not a curated record. Gene Ontology annotation, molecular function: RNA polymerase II cis-regulatory region sequence-specific DNA binding; DNA-binding transcription factor activity. Gene Ontology annotation, biological process: regulation of transcription by RNA polymerase II; negative regulation of dendrite development.
CGCCCCCUCCCCGUUCCCCCCCGCGGUCCUCGGCCAUUGGCUUGUCCUGCUCUCUUUUUCAUGUCCAGCCCCCGAUGAGUGUCCAUUGGUGUUGCCUUCGCCUUCCCUCCUCCCCUCUCCCCGGCUCGCCCUGCCCAUGUUUUGUAUGUCUCUGUCCAUCCAGGCUCCUGACGUUCAAGUUCGCGGGGACGUCACGUCCGCACUUGAACUUGCGGCUCAGGGGGGCUUUUGCCAUUUUUUUCAUCUCGCUCUCUCUCUUCUUCCCUCUUUCCCUCUCUCUCUCUCUCUCUCUCCCUCUCUUUUUUUUCCUCGCACAAAAAAAAAAAGCCAUGACUGCUAUCCCACAAUUCAUCUUCCCUGCGCCAUCUUUGUAUUAUUUCUAAUUUAUUUUGGAUGUCAAAAGACAUUGAUGAAGAUAUUUUCUCGGGAGCCUCCUUCCUCCGCAGCCCGGCGCUCCCGAUGUGAGCCGCGCGCUCCGCCGCCGCCAGCCCACCAUGUCGCGCCGCAAGCAGGGCAAGCCCCAGCACUUAAGCAAGCGGGAAUUUUCGCCUGAACCUCUUGAAGCCAUUCUCACCGAUGAUGAACCUGACCAUAGCACGUUGGGAGCUCCAGAAGGGGACCAUGACCUCCUCACCUGUGGCCAGUGUCAGAUGAACUUCCCGUUGGGGGACAUUCUUAUUUUUAUUGAGCACAAACGGAAACAAUGCAAUGGCAGUCUCUGCUUAGAGAAGGCUGUGGAUAAGCCACCCUCACCCUCACCAAGCGAGCUGAAAAAAGCAUCCAAUCCCGUGGAGGUUGGCAUCCAAGUUACGCCAGAGGAUGAUGAUUGUUUGUCAACGUCAUCGAGAGGAAUUUGCCCAAAACAGGAACACAUAGCAGGUAAAGAAGAGCCCAGCAGCUACACGUGCACGACUUGUAAACAACCUUUCAACAGCGCCUGGUUCCUCUUGCAGCAUGCACAGAACACGCACGGCUUACGGAUCUACCUAGAAAGCGAGCAUGGCAGCCCCCUGACACCACGGGUUGGUAUCCCAUCAGGACUAGGUGCAGAGUGCCCUUCCCAGCCACCUCUCCAUGGGAUUCACAUUGCAGACAAUAACCCUUUUAACCUGCUCAGAAUACCUGGCUCGGUCUCGAGAGAGGCGUCAGGGCUGGGAGAAGGGCGAUUCCCACCCACGCCGCCCCUCUUUAGCCCUCCCCCGAGGCACCAUUUGGAUCCGCAUCGCAUAGAGCGCCUGGGUGCCGAAGAAAUGGCUCUGGCCACCCAUCACCCUAGUGCCUUUGACAGGGUGCUGCGACUGAACCCCAUGGCGAUGGAGCCCCCUGCUAUGGAUUUCUCCCGGCGGCUGCGGGAGCUGGCCGGCAACACCUCCAGUCCGCCCCUGUCCCCGAGCCGGCCCAGCCCUAUGCAAAGGCUGCUGCAGCCCUUCCAGCCUGGCAGCAAACCCCCGUUCCUGGCCACACCACCUCUUCCUCCUCUGCAGUCCGCUCCUCCUCCCUCCCAGCCACCAAUGAAGUCCAAGUCCUGCGAGUUCUGUGGGAAGACCUUCAAGUUCCAGAGCAACUUGGUGGUCCACCGCAGGAGCCACACUGGGGAGAAACCCUACAAGUGCAACCUGUGCGACCAUGCCUGCACUCAGGCCAGCAAACUGAAGCGCCACAUGAAGACACACAUGCACAAGUCAUCACCCAUGACGGUGAAGUCCGAUGAUGGGCUCUCCACUGCCAGCUCCCCUGAGCCCGGUACCAGCGACCUGGUUGGCAGUGCCAGCAGUGCCCUCAAGUCAGUGGUGGCCAAGUUCAAGAGUGAGAAUGACCCCAACAUGAUCCCCGAGAAUGGAGAUGAGGAGGAAGAGGAAGAGGAGGAGGAGGAGGAGGAAGAAGAGGAGGAAGAAGAGGAGGACUUGACCGAGAAUGAGAGGCCAGAUUAUGGCUUUGGGAUGAACCUGGAGGCGGCCCACCACCACGAGAACAACUCGCGGGCCGGAGAGGAGAGCCGGUCGAUGCCAGAUGUCAUGCAAGGUAUGGUUCUCAGCUCCAUGCAACACUUCAGCGAGGCCUUCCACCAGGUGCUGGGGGAGAAGCACAAACGGGGCCACCUCUCCGAGGCCGAGGUACACAGGGACACUUGCGAUGAAGACUCGGUGGCUGGUGAGUCCGACCGCAUUGACGACGGGGCGGUCAACGGCCGGGGCUGCUCCCCUGGGGAGUCUGCCUCAGGCGGCCUGUCCAAAAAGCUGCUGCUAGGUAGUCCCAGCUCCCUGAGCCCCUUCUCCAAACGCAUCAAGCUGGAGAAGGAGUUCGACCUACCCACCGCCGCCAUGCCCAACACCGAAAAUGUUUACUCGCAGUGGCUGGCUGGCUAUGCUGCCUCGCGGCAGCUGAAGGACCCCUUCCUCAGCUUUGGUGACUCCCGACAAUCGCCCUUCGCCUCCUCCUCUGAGCACUCAUCAGAGAAUGGCAGCCUGCGCUUCUCCACGCCGCCGGGAGAGCUGGAUGGUGGCAUCUCGGGCCGAAGCGGCACGGGAAGUGGAGGGAGCACCCCGCAUAUUAGUGGCCCGGGCCCUGGCAGGCCCAGCUCAAAAGAGGGCAGACGCAGCGACACUUGUGAGUACUGUGGGAAAGUCUUCAAGAACUGUAGUAAUCUCACUGUCCACAGACGGAGCCACACGGGCGAGCGGCCCUAUAAGUGUGAGCUUUGCAACUACGCCUGCGCCCAGAGUAGCAAGCUCACUCGGCACAUGAAAACACAUGGUCAGGUGGGAAAGGACGUUUACAAAUGCGAGAUUUGUAAGAUGCCUUUUAGCGUGUACAGUACCCUGGAGAAACACAUGAAAAAAUGGCACAGUGAUCGAGUCUUGAAUAAUGAGAUAAAAACUGAAUAGAGGUAUAUUAAUACUCCCCGUCCCUGCCCCGGCUCCCUGUAGAGGUUUUUUAGUCCCUUGUGAUUAAACUAAUGGAAGCUAAGGAAAUUUGGAAAGUGCUUGUCACCAGCACACCUGUUUAUUUUCUUUUUGUUCUCACCGUUUGAAUGCAUGAUCUGUAUCGGGGCAAUACUAUUGCAUUUUACGCAAACUUUGAGCCUUUCUCUUGUGCAAUAAUUUACAUGUUGUGUAUGUUUUUGUUUUUGUUUUAUUUUUUUAUUUUGAAUUAGACAGCAUGUAUGGUAUGUUAUGGCUAUUUUUUAAAUUGUCCCUGAUUAGUUGCUGAGCAAACAUGUCGCUGUUUCCAGUUCCGUUUGGAAAAAAAAAAAAAAAAAAAAAAAAAAAAAAAAAGAAAAAAAAA